Molecule: messenger RNA, 4750 nt
Organism: Alligator mississippiensis (American alligator)
Lineage: Eukaryota; Metazoa; Chordata; Crocodylia; Alligatoridae
Product: gastrula zinc finger protein XlCGF57.1
Exons: 11
Coding region: 2020-4206 (728 amino acids)
Biological process (GO): regulation of transcription by RNA polymerase II
Molecular function (GO): DNA-binding transcription factor activity, RNA polymerase II-specific; RNA polymerase II cis-regulatory region sequence-specific DNA binding
Source: RefSeq, a predicted model, not a curated record
GCCUCGCUCACCUCGCCCUGCGCUCCCUGCUCCGGGGAGGGGGGGGCGGCGCGGUGCAUUGUGGGAAGAGGAGGCGGAGGCUGGAGCGCAGGAGGAACGAGGGGGCAGUCUGCAGAGCUGGAUUUGGACUGCAGCUCCCAGGAACCCUCAGGGCAAGGGAAGACGGAAGAGGAAGCUUGAGGCUGGAGGAACGGGAAGAGCAGAAUGUAUGAAACCUGGUCAGCUCUAACCAGCAGCCAGCAGCCCAGACGCUGCCAAAAGGCUCCGUGUGAGCAGUGGGAAAGCGAGAGCACAGGCCCAGGCUCGGGGGAGACAGAGAAGACGACCAGAGUCUCCUGAUGCAGAGGAGACCUGGGACUUGUUAACAGAUGAAAGCUCCUUGGGCUGCUGACCCAAACAAGGCUCUUCACUAGGGGCAGGUUCACCACUGUCCCUGUCUUUGCCAGUGUCAUUCAGGAUCCACAGUCUGAAGAGAGAUAAGUACCCUGGCUCCUCCAAGCUAGCCUUAGCAGGGCAUCCCGCUUCUUGGGGUUGCCACCACUCACCCCUACCGGGGCAAUUGUCUGUUUCAUACCACGCCGGGCGCUCAGGAAACGUCAUUUCCGGUCCUCCCUGAAUGCGGGUCAGUGGGGCUCUUAUCCCGCUUUCUGAGGACUGGUUGGCAAACUGGCAUUGGCACACAGCUACAAAACGUGUCCAUGCCAGUUCUGGGGCACGUACCUGAUCCCUGGUGGUGUUCUGCAGCUGCCGUUCUCCUCCCAUCUGUGGUGCCAGUGGGGGGGUUUUGAUCUUCCGCAGCACUCAGCAGCAGCUGCUUUUCUUGUCGCUCCAGCAGCAAAGGUAAGUUUUGAUUCAUGGCAGCAUCCCCGCCACACCCUGCCACACAUUACAUAUAUUUUAUAAUUUAUUAAUCAGUCACGCAAACAAUUCAGACCAGCCACAACAUGCAAUAUAAUAAUCACAGAAUUCACUGGAUAAUCACACAAUAUACAGCAGAAGCUCUGUUAUCUGGCACCCAUGGGGAAUGGGGGGUGCCGGAUAACCAAAUAUGCUGGUUACCUGACAUGCAUCUUUGCCUGGUUGGGCUGCCGCCCCUUCCACUGCGUCCAGUGCUCCAGGCUUUCAUUCCCUGGUGUCAUUGUGCUGGGAGACAGGGAGGGGGGCCCCACGCACACUGCUUUGCCCCGGGCUGUGGCCUGAAGUUGGUGAAGUGGGACUCAGUGAAACCGGAAGUGGGACUUCCGGUUUCGCUUUUGCCGCACCAACUGGCAUGCCAGUUAAUAGAGCAUGCUGGUUAAUAAAGUGCUUGAUAACACAGCUUUUACUGUAUUUUCAUUGGCCACACAUGCAAAGUAAAUAUCAUGCCAUAGAAAUGUCCAUCCAGCUAUAAAAAGAGCCAACCAGCUACAAGGUUAGUGCUUGAAAAUGUAUAAAACUUUAUAGCUGGUUUCUUUCCAGCUAGAAUUUGUAUGUGUGGCAGGGUCUGAACUCUCAAGGUGUGCUGCUAGCAAAAAGUCGCCGUCAGGAGAUACCACACCAGUUGUGUCCUAAAGAAUGACCACAGGCUCGGUUCAGUGGAAAAGGUUCAGCCAGGUUUAUUCUCUAGUCUACAAGGCGUGGCCCUAACACAGCCAUGAUCUGACUGAAAAGGUAGUAAUGUACCAUUGCAAGACAUUACCACACAACAUGCAGGCUCCCCUAGGCCAAUACAAAGCUCCCUUCUCUUCUAAUUCUCCUUUAAUACAGUAGUCAAAACACGUUACUUGUUACAUUCCACCAGUAUCUUUACUAUCUUGAGAUAUCCUGUGCAAUGGGCUUGCUCCACAUCCUGCUCGGUGGGUUUCUGUUCCAACCUUUACAUCCCGGUAUUGGACUAUUCUCCACAGAAGUCUCCCCCUACCAUCCUUUGGCCCACAUACCAAGUUUUGUUUAUGGGAGGAGUGCAGGUAUUGUUCAGGUUCACUAAUCAAGCCUACUCUGGCUAAUGUUUAGCAAAGCCUUUGUGUACGCAGCAUAUAAAUGUUGAUCAAUGUUCCAGUGAGGCGACAACCUGCGGGUGCUCUUCCUCUCCCACCAGAUGCAGGGACCCUGCGCACAGCUGAGGAGCAACCUCCUAAGGACAGGCCUGUAACCCUGGAGCUGCUGAGGCCAUUCCCAGGAAGAUCUGGGGAGAGGGGACCCCUGACACCUGAGCUGGGCCAAGUGCAUAAGAAGCAGGGCAGGCACCCACAGCAGGGAGAGAACAUGGCUGUGAGCAAGCUCCCAGAGGCCUUUGAGGACGUGGCCGUGUAUUUUACACGGAAGGAGUGGGAGCUGCUGGAAGCUGGAGACAAGGGUCUUUACCAGGACCAGAUGCUGAGGAAUUACCAAGCCCUUGUUUCCCUAGGAUUGCAAGGUCCUGCACCAGACUUAAUCUGCCGCAUGCAGCUAGGGGAGAUGGAGCUCUGGGUCUGUGAUGAUGAGGAAGCUGGAGAAAGCUCAUUGUCUGAGGACUUCUCCCCAGCAGGUGCAGGGACCCUGAGCUCAGCUGAGGAGCAGCCUCCUGAGGACGAGCCUGGAAACCUGGAGCUGCUGAGGCUAUUCCCAGGAAGAUUUGGGGAGAAGGAACCCCUGACACCUGAGCCAGGCCAAAUUCAUGAGAAGCAGGGCAAAUGUUCACAGCAGAGAGAAAACGUGGCCGUGAGCAAGAUCCUGGAGGCCUUUGAGGACGUGGCUGUGUUUUUCACGCGGGAGGAGUGGGAGCUCCUGGAAGCUGGAGACAAGGGUCUUUACCAGAACCAGAUGCUGAGGAAUUACCAAGCCCUUGUUUCCCUGGGAUUGCAAGGUCCUGCACCAGACUUAAUCUGCCGCAUGCAGCUAGGGGAGAUGGAGCUCUGGGUCUGUGAUGAUGAGGAAGCUGGAGAAAGCUUAUUGUCUGAGGACUUUUCCCCAGCAGAUGCUGAGACUCUGGGCACACACCUCUGCCUGGAGUGUGGGGAGAGCUUUGUCUCCCCAAGCAAACUCCGAGUGCAUCAGGAUGUACAUUCAGGGGAGCAGCUGUACCGCUGUACCGAGUGCAAGAGCUUCACCAGAUGGGAUCACCUCCAAAACCAUACUUGUGUCCAUGUGGAUGAGAAGCCAUUCUACUGCCUACACUGUGGGAAGAGUUUCACCAAGAGCUCCAAGCUCAUGCAGCACCAGCACAUGCACACAGAGGAGAAGCAAGUCUCCUGCAGCCAGUAUAGGAAGAGCUUCACCCAGAGCUCCAAACUCACCAAGCACCUGUGUGUGCACACAGGGGAGAAACCCUUCUCCUGCAGCCAGUGUGGGAAGAGCUUCACCCAGAGCUCCAAACUCACCAAGCACCUGCGUGUGCACACAGGGGAGAAACCCUUCUCCUGCAGCCAGUGUGGGAAGAGCUUCACCCAGAGCUCCAAACUCACUAAGCACCUGCGUGUGCACACAGGGGAGAAACCCUUCUCCUGCAGCCAGUGUGGGAAGAACUUUACGCAGAGCUACACACUCACCAGGCACCUGCGUGUGCACUCCGGGGAGAAACUGUACUCCUGCUGUGACUGCGGAAAGAGCUUCACCAGGCGGGACCAUCUACAUGGCCAUAUGCGUGUGCACACAGGGGAGAAGCCAUUCUCUUGCACUCAGUGUGAGAAGAGCUUCAGUGACAGCUCAACGCUCGCGUAUCACUUGCGUGUUCACAUGGGUGAGAAGCCAUUCUGCUGUAGUGAGUGUGGGAAGAGCUUCACCAGCAGAUCCAAACUCACCAAUCACCUGCUCGUGCACACGGGGGAGAAACCCUUCUCCUGCAGCCAGUGCGGGAAGAGCUUUAACAGGAAGUCCAGGCUCACAGACCACCUGAACGUGCACACAGGGAAGAAGCCAUUCUUUUGCAGCCAGUGUGGGAAGAGCUACACUCACAGCUUCAGUCUCAGCAUUCAUCUGCGCCUGCACACGGGUGAAAAACGCUUCUCCUGCAGCCAGUGUGGGAAGAACUUCAUGCAGAGCUCCAAUCUCACCAGUCACAUACGUGUGCACACAGGGGAGAAGCCCUUCUCUUGCAGCCAGUGUGGGAAGAGCUUUUCUCAGAACUCUAGCCUCAAACAUCACCUGUGUGUACACACGGGGGAGAAGCCUUUCUCUUGUAGCCAGUGUGGGAAGACCUUCACCAAGAGAUCGUCGCUCAUGAACCACCUGUGCGUGCACAAGGGGUAGAAGCUGUACCACGGUACUCAGCACCAGAAGUGUUUCUGGCUGAGUUAUGCCCCGAGCAAGCACCAGCAAAUCCAUGGGAGCAGGAUUGUCACACCAGUUGGAGGGCACUUUUCCUCAUCCUCCCUGAGCAUGCAGGAGUGAGGAUCCUGCCCCUGGACUAUAAUGCCCCGGCUCCCUUCUGCUUUUAUGUUGGCUGCCCCGUGUGAGAUGUGGUAGUUUCUGGCAGCAGCUGGGACAGAAGGCAACAGGUAAGAGCUAAGUGACGGAGCCAGGUAGAAGACAGGAUAAAAACUGGGGGGACAAAACCAAAGUUGCCCUGAAAAAAAAGUCCAUUUUUGAACCAUCCAGUUCUGUAAACUGCUACCUGUGGCAGCAAGGUGGUUUCUUCCUUUUCCUUCCUGUGGUGUUUGGGAUAUCACCCUUGUCCUCUGUUUUUUACUGUCCUUGAUGAUCUUGUCUAGUUCUACAUCAACCAGGCAGGUCCCCCUGUUCCUGCAAGAGAACCGGCUUGGAUGAGACACUCAAUAAAGGGAAUAUCUUUGAA